Messenger RNA from Ceratotherium simum simum (southern white rhinoceros), 2977 nucleotides. RefSeq names its product lectin, mannose binding 1 (gene LMAN1). NCBI's taxonomy places the organism in Eukaryota, Metazoa, Chordata, Mammalia, Perissodactyla, Rhinocerotidae. Gene Ontology annotation, cellular component: COPII-coated ER to Golgi transport vesicle; Golgi membrane; endoplasmic reticulum membrane. The record is from RefSeq and is a predicted model, not a curated record. Gene Ontology annotation, molecular function: D-mannose binding. Gene Ontology annotation, biological process: endoplasmic reticulum to Golgi vesicle-mediated transport.
CCCCCUGGCGCCGGCCUCCGCUUCCCAGAAUCCAAGAUGGCGGGAUCCAGGCAAAGGGGUGCUCAGGCCAGAGCUCGGCGGCUCUUCUGCGCUUUGCUGCUCUCGCUUAGUCGCUUCGUCGGGGGCGACGGCAUGGGAGGCGACCCCGCGGCCGCAGGCACCCCAGCGGCGCUGCCACAUCGCCGUUUCGAAUACAAAUACAGCUUCAAAGGGCCGCACCUGGUGCAGAGCGACGGGACCGUGCCCUUCUGGGCCCACGCGGGGAAUGCUAUUCCAAGUUCAGAUCAAAUUCGAAUAACACCAUCUUUAAAAAGCCAAAGAGGAUCAGUGUGGACAAAGACAAAAGCAGCUUUUGAGAACUGGGAAGUUGAGGUGACAUUUCGAGUGACUGGAAGAGGUCGAAUUGGAGCUGAUGGCCUGGCAAUUUGGUAUACAGAAAAUCAAGGCUUGGAGGGUCCUGUGUUUGGAUCAGCUGAUAUGUGGAAUGGUGUUGGAGUAUUUUUUGAUUCUUUUGACAAUGAUGGAAAGAAAAAUAAUCCUGCUGUAGUAAUUAUAGGCAACAAUGGACAAAUCCAUUAUGACCAUCAAAAUGAUGGUGCUAAUCAAGCUUUAGCAAGUUGCCAGAGGGACUUUCGUAAUAAACCCUAUCCUGUCCGGGCAAAGGUUAUCUAUUACCAGAAAACAUUGACAGUAAUGAUCAAUAAUGGCUUCACACCAGAUAAAAAUGAUUAUGAGUUUUGUGCCAAAGUGGAAAAUAUGAUUAUCCCCGCACAAGGGCAUUUUGGAAUAUCUGCUGCAACUGGGGGUCUUGCAGAUGACCAUGAUGUCCUUUCUUUUCUGACUUUCCAAUUGACUGAGCCUGGGAAAGAGCCACCUACAAUGGAUAUAGAAAUUUCAGUAAAAGAAAAAGAAAAGUAUCAGGAGGAAUUUGAGCACUUUCAACAAGAACUGGAUAAAAAAAAAGAGGAGUUCCAGAAGGACCACCCUGACCUUCAGGGGCAUCCUGCGGAUGAAAUAUUUGAGAGUGUAGGAGAUCGUGAGCUGAGACAAAUCUUUGAAGGACAGAAUCGUAUUCAUCUUGAAAUCAAGCAGCUGAACCGACAGUUAGAUAUGAUUCUUGAUGAACAGCGAAGAUAUGUGUCUUCCUUGACAGAGGAAAUCUCUAAAAGAGGAGCAGGAAUCCCAGGGCAGCAUGGACAGAUCACUCAACAAGAGCUGGAUACUGUUGUGAACACUCAGCAUGAGAUUCUGAGACAAGUAAAUGAAAUGAAGAAUUCCAUGAGUGAAACUGUCAGACUGGUCAGUGGCAUACAGCAUCCCGGCUCUGUAGGGGGAGUUUAUGAGACAACCCAGCACUUCAACGACAUCAAGGAGCACCUUCACUUAGUGAAGCGGGACAUAGAUAACUUAGUGCAGCGGAAUCUGCCAUCAAAUGAGAGAGCGAGAUGCCCAGAACUACCACCAUUUCCAUCAUGUCUAUCUACGGUGCACUUUGUUAUAUUUGUAGUGGUACAAACGGUGUUAUUCAUUGGUUAUGUCAUGUAUAGGUCUCAGCAAGAAGCAGCUGCCAAAAAAUUCUUUUGACCACCAUUUUCGUAUGUGUACAUCAUGUAUGUAUGUACAAAAUGUUGUCUUUUUGAGGGAAUUUAAGUAUUUAAAUUGCUUCAUAGUCUAAAUUAUUAAAUUUUGUAUAAAAGAACUGUCUAAACAUUGAUUUGCAGUGAGAAUAAACCUUGAAGACAGCCACAUGUAAAUUUGUGCAUAGUACAUAAAUCUAUUUAAAUUUCAGUGAAUUUCUGGCCAGUAAAAUAUAGCCACUGAACAGAAUAUUGAUAAAUAAGAGGGUAAAUAAUAGAAAGUGGGGGCCACCCCCAGAUGUGAAAUUUACCCCUAUGUCUUUGAUGUUGGAGGUUUCUUUAUGCAACAUAAACACUUGCCCUCCUGCCACCAAAAAUCUGACAUCUAAAGCUCCCCAUCAUGCUUAUUUUGUAACCAAAGUGUUUUUUGAGAGGUCAGAAUUUCCUACUCUAAGACCUAAUCCUGCAAUCCUUUAAUAUAACUCCCUUUGAAAUCAAAGAAUAUUUUGUCUGAGAGCAUAAGGAUCUGGAAAACAGACUUCAGAAUGUUUAUUGAAGUAUUUUUUCCCUCUGAUUAUCAGUGAUAUAUUUCACUUUUAAAGGAAAUUUUGGGGGAAAAUUAAGAGCUGCUCUUUGUCUAAAAAACCAUUUAGGUGAAAACAUUCCUCUGAUAAUGGUUUUUAUGGGUAUUUUGCCUCGUAAUGUACUUAUGUCAUGAUUGCUCAUAUUCUUGAAUGUCUUCAUUCCAACAGUGUCAGUUCAAUAUUAUGAAAAUAAUUUUUGCAUUUAUAUUUGUAAUUUAAGGAACUUAUUUCUUCCAUUUUGUGCAGCAUGUAAAUUCAGCUCAGGUUGCAUGUUCUGAGGAUAUUUUAGGUUCUCAAAACCUACCACUACCUUCUGCUUUACAUCACUCCAUGCGACCUGGUGUUGUGACUGCAUACUCGUUUAAAUCAAGGAGGCUGCAGUAGAAGCAGUGUUAGGAUUUUUGAAGGCGAAAUUUGAAAAAUAGAGUUAAUACUUCUGAUUUUUCUUUUAAUGCUAGAACUAAGGAUAUUGUGAAGGACUUGCUAGUAAGCUUAACCUUGAAAUGUCAGACUGGAAGGAGUUGUUAUAGUCUUUGUACAUGUUGUUCUAGGUAUUAUAGCAACAGUCUGUAAAUGACAUUUAAAAAUGCAGACUUCAUUUUGUUUUCACAGCUGAUGUAGACUUAUUUUUGUUGGCUUCAAAAUACUCUCUUACCUCUUUUAAAAGGCUAAAGUAGUUAUCUUUCAUUUGUCAUAGAAUCCAAAAUAAUACUGUUUUAUAAGAUAGUACUGUUUAAUUCUUCCAAGCCUUGAUGAAUUUGCUCUCAAAUAUCCUUUACAGAUUGGGCUAAUGGCCCAAAAUCUAUACCAAGACUA